AUGGAUCUAUCUCAAAACAACUUAUCAGGUGAAAUCCCUGACAUCUUUAAGUUCUUUAAGUCUAUGAAGCUUCUCAAUUUGUCCUUCAACAAUCUCGAGGGUCCUGUACCAGCAGAUGGAAUAUUUCAGAAUGGAAGAAAGGUUUUUAUUCAAGGGAACAUGAAGUUAUGUACCAGCACGCCAUUGCUACGGGUGCCAUUUUGCAAUGCAGAGGCAUCCAAACAAUGGAAUAGCUCCAGCAUUCUCAAGAUAGUAGGAUUUACAGUUCUUUCUUUGGUCCUGUUAUCAUGCUUUGCAACCAUUAUUUUGAAGAAGAAAAAGAACUUCAAACAAGCAGCUCAUCCAUCCUGCAAAGAGUUGAAGAAGUUCACAUAUGCUAAUUUAAUGAGGGCAACAAAUGGUUUCUCAUCAGAUAACUUGAUCGGUUCAGGAAAAUAUGGGUCUGUGUACAGAGGUAGAAUUGAAUCUGAAGAACAUGAAGUUGCCAUCAAAGUUUUCAAACUCAAUCAACUCAGAGCACCAAAAAGCUUCAUUGCUGAGUGUGAAGCAUUGAGAAAUACUCGUCACAGGAAUCUUAUAAGGGUGAUUACUGCAUGCUCAACCAUUGAUCCAACAGGACAUGAUUUCAAAGCUAUUGUUCUUGAAUAUAGUGUUAACGGCGACCUGGGAAGUUGGCUCCAUCCAACAGUCCAUGAGGAUGGUCAGAGAAGGCCAUUGAGUUUCGGUACAAGAAUAGUAAUAGCAGUGGACAUAGCUGCUGCUUUGGAUUACCUCCAUAACCAAUGUGUGCCUCCUAUGGCACACUGUGAUCUGAAGCCUAGCAAUGUCCUUUUGGAUGAUUUCAUGGGCGCCCAUGUUGGCGAUUUCGGGUUGGCUAAGUUCCUGCAUAGUCAUAAUUCUUCGGACAUUCAUAGUUCUACAAGCUUAGUGGGGCCAAGAGGAUCGGUUGGAUACAUUGCACCAGGUAAUAAUUUCUAA
Messenger RNA from Triticum turgidum subsp. durum (durum wheat), 978 nucleotides. The record is from the annotation of a GenBank genome assembly. Lineage: Eukaryota; Viridiplantae; Streptophyta; Magnoliopsida; Poales; Poaceae.